UCGUCCCAAUGUUGUGCAUAAUUUGCUUGUUGGUCUCGGAAGGGCUGUUAGUCUUGAAUGUGCUCUUCGUCGCGCAACCUUGCUUCAUUUCUACUUCUCAUAAAGAAUCUAGAGCAACAAGUUGCACAUGUGCUUAGUAAUAGUAGUCUAAAUCCCGGAUACUUGUAGCUGUUAUUGUUGUUACCGGGGCAUCGGUCGGCCAUGGAGUCGCACGUGGCGAAGCAUCAGUGGCUCGAGACCCUAGAGCGGUUCGCAUUCGCGCACGACCGCGCCGCGGUUGUCGAGUCGCUCACGGCCGGCAGUUUCCGACACCUCUUCUUCAGCGCGCUUCAAGCCAUCGAGGCGGGGGACACCGCGGAGGCGCGCGCUCUUCUCACCACUCUCCGCGACGCCGCGGGGUUGCCGUCUCCUCCGCCUCCCCCGCCCCCCGGUUCUCCUUUCCGCGCGUCUCCGCGCGAGUCGCCCCUCGCGGCGCCGAAGCUCUCGAGCGUGUCGGUGGACGCCGCGUUUCUCGGGCCGGGCAGCCUCGUUCGUCUUAUUCAGGAGCUCGAGCUGCGCCUCGCCGUGGCGCUCUGGGAUUCUGGCGACCGCGACGCGUGCGUUGACAUUAUUAAGAAGGAGCUGAGCGUGACUCUCAACACCACCCCUCCUGCUAUCGUCGCCGCACCAUCUGCUGCCCCCGUUACAGUGCCAUCCUUUGAUGAGACAAUAGAGGAUGCAGAGGGGGCAGUCACGCCUGUAGCACCCACAGCAGCAGCAGUGACUGCCGCAGGAGAAGGUUCAGGUGGUGCUUCAGGUGGAGAAAACAUUGGGGUUGGAGCUGAUUCUGGCGCAGGUGGCACGUCCGCCCUCUCCUCCUUCCCCUCCGCCCUGCCGCCCCAAUUUGCGGACCAUUUGUCUCUUCUGGAGCUGACGUGGCAGCAGCAUGGGUGGGGGGGGCUCAAGGAAGGGGGGCUUGCGCCAGUGCUGGUGCGCCUGCUGGCAAAGGAGGAGGCGGAAGGGCAGGGGGCAGGGGGCGGAGAGGGGGGGGAAGGUGCACAGAAGGUUCCGUUUUGGACGAGAGAGGCGAUGGACAAGAAGUCGCUGCAGCAGCUGCUGAAGUGCGUGCGCCGCCCCUCACUACCCCACCUGGUGGACGCAGUGGCGUGGGAGCUGCAGCGGCUGGAGCGAGACGAGCCAGACGCCUUCAACCGCCUCAGCCUCCCGAUUCUGCAGAUCCUCACUCCCCCGCAACUGCACUCUCUUGCCGCCCGCUUCCCGUCACUUGCCGCCCAUCCGCAUCUGCUGGCGCUGCAGGCCAUUCAGAUGCUGCCACGUGGCAUGUCCCUGGAUUCCUCCGCACCCUCUCCUGAAAGCAUCGAUCAGAUUCUGAGCUACCUGGACCAGAUUCAGCCUCUGCUGACCAGCGACUACUGCAAGGCGAAGCUUCUCUUUGCGCGUCUGACUUUGCACCUCUUCCAAGGAAAGGCCGACCCCAGCCUCCUCCUCGCCUUCCUCUCGCUCAUCCACAAGGGGCCAUACAGCGUCUUCCCUCCUGCACGCCCCCACGAGGAGGCGUUCGUCCACGUGCCUCUCUUCGCCACGCACCCAUCCCCAUCCGACGUAAAGGAGGUCGUUGCCCAGCAGCUCAGGAUCAUCUUCUCCGCCCCCUCCUUCUCCUCCUCCCUCUCCUCUGCCUCCUCUGCCUCCUCCUCCUCCUCCUCCUCCUCCCCCCACUCCUUCCGCCUCCCUCUGGGCUCACCGACCGCCACAUCAGCAGCUGCCACGUCAGCAGAAGCAGCAGCCGGAGCAUCAGCGCAGUUCCCCUUCGCCCCGGAUUCCCGGGAGGCGGCGGCGCUGGUGGAGAGAGCUCUGCACACGUGGCAGCCUCUGAUUGGGCAGGGCAAGCUGGAGUGGAGCUACGUGGCGCUGCUAUUGGCCGAAUCACAGCUGUGCUGUGGGGACGACCCCUACUACCCUGUAUGGGUGCACCUCUACCUGACUGCCUACCAGACUCAGCACGCGCCCAACAACCCGACCGCUGCCAGCAGGGCAUUGGCCGAGCUGACCGGGCGGUGCCAGCUGGACUUUGCCGCCCACAACCGGCGGGUGUGGCGGGUGGCGGAUUCGGUGCAUCUGGACGUGGUUGUGAAGAACGUGCCUGUACUCGCUGUGAAGGUGUUUGAGGUGGACUCCCUGCGCUACCUGCUCGCCUCGCCGCUUGACACUGACUUCUCCAACUUGGGGCCGCUGGAUGGACUCAAGCCAUGGUAUCAGCAAGAGUUACAGCUGCAGCAGCAGGAGCAGCAACAGCAAACUCCCCUUCCCACCGCUACCACCACCACCACCACCUCCUCCUCCCCCUCCCGCCCGUUCUCCCUCAUAAAGCGAAUCCUGAGUGUGGAUCUGCCUCAGCUGGCUGGGCGGCGGGGCGUGUUUGUAGUGCAGCUGGAGGGCGGCGGACUGUGUACCCGGGCCAUCAUCCGAAAGGGCAAUCUAGUCCACACGUGCACCCUCACCCCGCGCGGUCUCUCCCUCCGCAUGCUCAACGAGGACGGCGCUCCCGUGCUGCCCACCAGUGCCGGGCAUGUGCAACCCUCGGCAGCAGCAGCACCGGCAGCAGCCGGACCAGGCGGAGGCUCGGGUGCAGGCUUGGGCGGAGGUUCGGGAGAGGCGUUGCCGAGCGUGUUGGGAGGGCGGGCGGCGAGUGUGUGGGUGGAUGGGUUGGAGUAUGCGGUGGGGGGGGAGGGCGAGGUGGUCAUCCCCUUCACUGUCACCAGCAGGCGCUGCACCCCGGUGCUCUUCGACGGGUGCCUGGCUGCUGUGGGUGGUUCCAUCGAUAUGCCAGAGGAGAGUUACAACCUCAACUUGCACGCGUGGCUCGACCAACCCUUCCUCCGCCCCUCUGCUGACGUCACCAUCCUCCUCCGCCCCUCCCUCACUCUCUCCCCCCUCUUCUCUCACUCCUCCUCUACCCCACCGGCGCCCCUUUCGCUCCUGCGCUCAACCGAGCUCGUGGUUUCCUGGAAGCUUCUAGAGGGCCAGGAUGUGACUGUUCGCAUCCCCAACCUCUCCCUCCGGGCCGAUUCGGAGUUAACCCACAGGACGAAAGUCCCGGACAGCGCUGUUCGUCUUGUACUGACCCUCCGGGGAACAGUGCUCCUGCAGAGCAAGGGCGGGCAGGAGAAGGUGCUGACUACAGAAAGUUCCUGGAAUGUUCUGGCCCCGUUUGAGCCUGGGGGGAGGGCGGUGGCGAAUGGGAGGGAGGAAGGGAUGGGGGAGAAGAAAGGGGGAGGGGAGGGGAAGAGCGGUGGGGGAUAUGUGGUGCGGGUGGUUGGGGAGGCGGGCGAGGGGAAGGCAGGGCGGAGAGUGGUGGUGCGACUGCGGCACCGACUGGCCAAUGAGUGGUCGCCAGAUGUUGUGAUGAGAAGCGACGAUGAUGGGUGUGUGUAUCUGGGUGAUGCAUGGAGGGCGGGGAUGGAGGAAUGGGAGCACGUGUGGUAUGUGAAUGCACCACGGAUGGCUCUGAUUGGGCCACGUGGCACCGCUGGUACAGGCACAGGAGCAGGAGAGAGGGCAGCAGUGGUUUCUGGAGAGGCGGCGGCAGCAGCAGAGGGUGGGAGUCCGGCAGAGUGGCUGUCGUCUCAUGUGGUGGUGGUGGGCGGGGAGGAAAUUCCGGGUGCGGGUGCUGGUGAUGGUGGGGAUACACUAGGCUUGGAUAAAGUGAUUCUGCGACUGCCUUAUGUCACUGCUGCGGCUGCUGCUGCUGCUGCUGCUGCUACUAGUGCUGCUGCUGGUGAUGCUGCUGGCGCUGCUAACGCACUCCCCAUCUGCCCGUCUCUCUUCCGCGUUGCCGCUGCAUCGGGGCUCGCAGAGGAGGUGGCGUUCCUUGCCGACUGCAGCGAGCGACUUCGACUGAGACAGGGCUACCUGGAGCUGCUGGCAGUGGCAGCAGGCGACUACUCUCUCUUCCUCCCCUGGGACGACAAAACCAUCUCCGUCAGCGUCCUUCCUCCUCCCCCCUCCUCCAACCCUUCCCAUCCCUCCGCCUCUCUCCCUUACCCCGGCUGGGCGGUCGACUUGUCACAUAGACAGCUCCGAAAAUUGCCGCCCGCUCACCCGCUGACCAUCUCCGCUGCUACUGUUGAUGGGAUAGGGAUGUUGCAGAGGGGGAAGGGAGGGGGGAGAGGUGGAAUGGGAGGGGAAGGGGGAGGAGAUGGAGCAGAGGCCGGGGUCGGAGGUGUUGGUAGGAGGGGGGAGAGGAAGGCUCUGUGGGUGAGGGUGGGGGGGUGUGGCCCUAGCACGCGUGUGCAUGUGCUGGUGCGGCAGGGAAUGGUGGCACGGGCCGUGCCUGGCGCUGAGCUGGGAGUGUUUGGGGGGGGGGAGGAGGGGGAGGAGGGGGUGGAGGGCGUGUGGACGGGAGGGAUGUGGGUGGAGGAGCGGAGGGUGGGGUUGGAAGAGGCGGAGAGUCAGUAUGGGGAUAAGGAGCUGAUGGACGAAGAGAUCAUCUAUGUGCAGAACCGCCAGAAGGCCACCCCUAGCGAGCGGGUGGGGCACCUGCUCCCGCUGCCGUCGCUUCUCAUCAACCCGCGUGUGACCGCUGCCAGCACCGCCAAGCGCGCGCCCCCCCCUCCGCGCCAACUACACGCCGACCCGAUGGCCAAGAAGAAGCAGCUGCUGGGCGUGAUGAUGCAGCAGAAGGGCCGAGCGGGGUUCGGGGGGAACAGGAUUGAGAGGGACAUGAUGGCGUGCGGUGUGGAGGAGCAGUGCAUGCGCAUGGCUGCGCCGCAAGCGGCCGCGUGCUUCUUUGCCGGACCGAUGCUCAGUGCAGGUGUUGGCUCCUUCGCCCGGUCUCAGUCGGGCCCACCCCCCAAGCAUGCCCCGCUGUUCGCAGCGCCGCCCACCCUCAUUGCCAAUCUGCGCCCUUUCAGGGGCACGCAGAGCGGUGGUGGUGGCACUGCUUCUGCGACUGGUGGUAGUACUACUUUUUCUAAUUCUGGUUCUGGUGGUACUGGUGAUGGGGAGGAAGAGGGGGAGAUGUGUGGCUGGGUUGCUGUUCCUAGAUCCUCCCUGCCACGUGGCAGUCUCUCAUUGACUGUCGUGGCUGUGGACUCUGGGGACAGUGCUUGGGGGUGCCAGAUGGCACGCUGUGAUUUGCUCGUUCCGGCAGAGGCGUGGGAGGAGGAGGCGGGGAGUGAGGAGAAGGGGAGGGAGGAGAGAUUGAGGGAGGAGAGGGGGAGGGAGUGGGUGCUCCAGGACGCAUUGGAUCCAGCCAGGCACUACCACGAGAGGAGGGCGGUGGAGGUGUGGAGGAAGGGAGAGGUGCACCGCAUUGCUGACGUGGCAAUGGCACAGGUGGCGAUAUUUGAUUCCAUAGAGCGAGCUCACGGCUUAUUGGCCAGCUUCAUUAGCCAAUCGGAGCGCGACAGGUGGCAGCAGCUGGCGUUCCUGCUACAGUGGCCGGCCAUGGGAGCGGGCGGCAAAGUGGACAAGCUCCAGCGGUUUGGGUCCCACGAGCUGCACCUGUUCCUCUUCUUCCACGACAACGCGUUCUUUGCUAAGCAUGUGCGGCCAGCCAUCGCCUCCAAGCUCGAUCGCUCUUUUCUGGACCUCUGGCUGCUGGGCGACCUUGACGGGGUGCUUGCGUUCUGCUCCUUACCCGCCUAUCUCAACCUCAACGCCUUGGAGAGGUGCCUGCUGGGGCUGGCCGUGUGCUUCCACGUGCUGCUGCAACACCGAGGGCUGCGACCCCUGGACUGGCCGUACCAGCCACACCUCAUCCAUCCCAGUGAAGUCCUGGAUGACCUGGUAACCCUGUCAACGCCCACCACCCCAGCAGCAGCAUCCGAGGCAGCAGCAGCCUCCUACCGCCGCUUCACCACUGCCCUCGCCAGCCGCAGCGACCUCCGCCCUCGCGCCAAACCUCCCGCCGAACCUGCCUCCGAACCUGGCGCCCCACCCAAGGGCACUCCUUCUGCUUCCCUUCCCCGUAGCGCUGCUCCCCCUCCCCCUCCCCCUGGUGCCUCGUCUGGGGGGCUUCGGGGGGCGCCUCCCCAUCCCCCUCCUGCGGCUGCUCCAGCCUUUGCUGCUGCCUCGUUUGGGGCUGCCCGUUCUGCUCCCAUGGAGUUGCAUGAAGCGACGGAGAAAGAGGAAGAGGAGGAAGGGGAGGAAGAGGAGGACGAAAUUAGCUCAAAUUAUGAGGAAUACGGAGAGGAGCUAGAGUUGGGGGAAUAUGGAGGUGCUGGUAUGGACGAUGAGGGUUCUGCGGAAUUGGAGGAAGAGGAAGAGAGACAGAAAUGCCGGAAGCCUAAGAUGCUGGCGAUGUCAGCAGCACCGGGAGGGGGAGGAGGAGGAGCAGCAGGGAUGCGUUUCAUCUGCGACGGCUGCGGCGCCGAUCCAAUCGUUGGACCCCGCUACCGCUCGCAUGUUCGUGACGACUACGACCUCUGUGCGUCGUGCUUUGCCACCAUGGGCACCCCGGGCGAGUACCAGCGGAUUGACUCCGGCCCUUCGUUCGGUGCUCUAGCUGUUGUGGAGGAGGCAGAAUCUCUACCCGCGCCCUUGAGCCAGCAGCGCCCCCACAAGGUUGACGUUACUAAGCGCUACGCAGAGACGCACUACUUUAAGCGCGAUCUUAGAGAUCAAACGCCGGACCUCAUCCCCUCGUCCCCCUUCUGGGUUGACUUCAUUCGGCACAUCCUUGCCGCUGCCGAAGCUGCUGCCACGGCAACCGAACCUGCUGCAACGGCUGCCGAACCUGGUGCAGCCUCUCCCCUUGCGUCUCUCUCCGCCUUUGCUCUCUCCCUCCCUCCCUUUGUCCCGGCCUCGCUGCACGAUGUGGGGCCCACUGCCACUGCUGCCCUCUCUGCUCUCUCCAUCCUUGGGCUCCGCUUUGGGGGCUUGAUCAGGCAGAGAGGUGCUUGUAACGAGGAGGCUAGUAACGAGAGCAGUGGGGGAAGGGUGGACGGAGGAAGAGGGUCUGCUGCAGCUGCAGUGGAGGGGGGGGAGCAUGGGUUCUCGUUUAGAGGCCCGUCUGUUACAAUCACACCAGCAUCGCCCAUGGUAGUGUACAAGCAAGAGCUGUGUGAGGUGGGAGGAGGAACAGCAGCAGCAGCAGCUGGAGGAGGCGCAGAGGAAAACAGAGAGGCUUCUUUGCCCUCUGCUCUCCCUUCUCCUCCUCCUCCGCUGCCUCUCCUCCCCUCUAUUGCUCCUGGCGUCCCCUCCAUCCUCCUCUCUCAAUCCAUCCACACUCUCCUCGCCCCUGCCUCCUCCUCCCCCUUCACCCCCCAAUCCUCCUCCCUCCUCUCCUCCUCCACCCCCCUCCCCCUCUUCCACUCCUCUCUCUCCACCACCCCUUCCAUCCACCCCUCCUCCCUCCCCUCCUCCCCCCCCUACCGCACCAGCGUCUGCUACCUACUCCAAAUAGUUGUAGUCAAUCUCCAGUCCGCCCCGCUCCCGCCUCUCCUGCUACUAUUCCAAGUUCCCCAGGGUUCUGUGCCUAUUUCCCCUCUCGGCCGCCCCACCCAUCGCCUACGCCUGCCGCCGCUGCACCCCUUCCAGAAGCGCGUCUUCACGGCGCUCUUCUACUUCCCCUUUCCCGGAACCUUCUCCCUCUUCCCUGCGCACCUGCUGCCCGAAGCUGGGUCGGGGGGAGGGGGAGGGGAAGGGGAAGGGGAGGAGGCGGACGGGGGUGCAGUCAGGGUGGUGGCAGUGGCAGCAGGCGUACCCGCAUCCAUCCCAGUGCUCUCAUCUCUCGAAUAUGAGAGGGUGGAGAGGGAGAGGCGGGAGGCGCUGCUGCAGCAGCACCUGCUGCUAGAAGCAGAAUCAGCAGCAGCAGCAGGCCAGCACAGGCGGCAAGAUGGGUCCGGAGCCCUAUCAGCAGCGGAGGAAGCAGCACGGAGAGCGGAGCUGUGGGAGGUGAUCUGCCUGGCUGGCAACGAGGUUGACAUCCUGCGCAUGCUGCAGAGCGCCAGCCUGCGCUCGCUCAACCUCGCGCUCCUCCUCCCCCUCAUGCCCCUCGCCCCCCUCUACCACUCCAUCACCUCCCUGCUCCGCCGCCGCAAGCUCUUCUCCCCCCCCAUCUGGCAGUACUCUCUUCUCCACAAGGACCCUCAGGGGAUAGCUGAGUACUUGGCCUAUGACCAGGCGUUCCUUGCUCGCCUCUCCUCGCCCAUUCUCCUCUCCUCUCUCCUGCAUAUCGAGCCUGGGGCCGCCGGAGCAAGGCUGUCGCUUCGGUACCGACUGAAUGGCAGCUCCGGCAUUCUAGGCUCGGGGAUAGGCUCGGGGCUUGGUCCGGUGUACGAGCAUGAGGAGUUCAUGCCGCUGCUGAACCCCCGAGCCCACAGGUUCGGAAUCAGUGGUUCGGACGGGGGGAGGAGGAGAGCGAAGAUGGGAGAGGGAGAAAGAGAUGGAGCAGGGAGAGAGGGGAGUGAGGGGAGUGAGGAGGGAGGGUGGGAGGAGGAGCCCGGGGUGAGCGACAUAUGGAACGAGCAGUUGUUGGAGCAUUACACGCGGUUCCUGGAGCUGUGUGUGCGGAGGGCAGGCGGGAUGGGCCCAGAGGAGAGCCUGGCUGCGGCGUACUACCUGCUGGUGCAAGACAGGGUGAAGGAGGCGCACUGCAUGUUCCUCCGGGCCGCGUCGGGGAAGAUUUUCACCCUGCCCGGCCCGUGGAGGGUGGCUCUGUGUGGUGGGAAUGGGAGUGCUGCCCCUGUUGAGGCUGCUGCUGAAACUGCUGAGUCCGCUGUCCCCCUUACUGGCAGCCCCGCUACAGUUAACGUGCAGCUGGCUGCAGAUUACAUGGCUGCUUUUCUCGAUGUUCUCCUCUGCCCGACCGACCGCCUGCCCGUGGUCGCCCGGGCAGUUGCGAAAAAGUACCGCGCUGUGGACAAGCACGGCAGCAGCAGUGGUGGAAGCUGCCCGGUGGUUUCCUGGAGGAAGCGUUUUGCUGACCUGGGCAAGCAGGUGUUUGAAAUUUGGAUGGCUGCCCGAGCUGCCCGGGGUGGGGGGCAGAUCAAAGGACAAGUCCAGGAGGAGAAAAUCUUGGGGCGACAGGAGAGCGAGAAGGAAGGGGUUGAAGCAUCAUCGCUGGGCAGAAUGGAGAUUUCUGAAUCAAGCGAUGGUUGGGAGUGGGAGGAGGACGAUGACUGGGUGCUCACAGGGGCUACAGCAGCAGCAGGGGCAGCAGGAGGAGCAGGAGGAGCAGAAGGUGGAGAAUCAGGAGGCGCAGUAGGAGACGCAGCAGAAGCCUCUGGGACAGCUGACGAGGACAUUGCUGACGUGGCGCAGUUGGCAGAGGCAGCAGAGGGAGACAGCGCAGCAGUGGACCCCUUCUCCCUCAAGAAAAGCUCAGGGCCAAAGCCCACCAAGGAGCCCUUCCUGGAGGCCAAGCUCGUGCCCGGUACAGUCACGCUCGGUGCAGUCACCCCUGGUGCAGUCACGGCAGCUGCAGCAGCAGGGGUGGGAGUGCGGUAUGCGAAUGUGGCGAGCUUCCGAGUGGAUGUGUUUGCGUUUGACGUGGAGACUUUCUUCUCCUCCUCGCCCUUCACGCUGCUCUCAGACGCAGCCGUUGGGGGGAGGGGCGGGGAGGGAAGCACCGGUGGUGGUAGUAGGAGGGGGGGAGAAAGAGAGGGGGGGAAUGGGGUGGGCGGUCCCUCAUCGAUUUUUGUUGCGCCGAAUUGGUCUACGGUGGUCGGCACUGCAUCUCCUGCCGCUAGUGCUGCACCUGGUGGGAUGGUCUCCCUCCAUUCCCACCCCGACCCACAGGGCAGCGGUGCCGCUGGUGCUGCAGGUGCUGCGGGUGCCGCUGGUGCUGCAGGUGCAAGCACAUACAGCGGCAGAGUGGUGGUGCAGCUGCCAUCGCAGUUUGACUCGGAAGCAGUGCUCAUCAACGUCACCUCGGGCGCUCUCUCCACUACCCUCCUCAGGCCGGUGCACGAGUCUCUCGUGGUCGAGGUGGUGGAGAGGCUUGGGCAACUGCGAGUGCUUCGACGCAUCCCCACACCCACGCCUGUGGCUACAGAUGGGUCUAGUGAAGGUGGAAACACAGCAGCAGCAGGCAGGCUGCAAUCAGCUCAAGGGGCCUUGGUGCCACUGCCUGGGGCGUACGUGAAAGUUUUCUUCCGCCCGAAGGCAGGAGGGUUUUCUCAUCCCCUUGGCAGCAGCAGCAAUGGGGGGAAGAGGGGUGGGGCGGAGUUUUACAAGGAUGGGUACACGGACAGGCGUGGGUGGUUCGACUAUGCGUUUGUGAGCACGGAGGAUGUGGAGAAGGUGGAUAUGUUUGGUGUGCUUGUGACUAAAGAGGGGGCGGGCUCGGUGGUGCGCCAUGUGAAGCCUCCUAAGGUGUGACAUGGGAGUGGUUAGCUAAAUUCAAUAAUGGCAGCUAGUGUGUAUACAACUGUGCACGUGCUACUUUUUGGAGUGAUCGUAUAUUUAGGGCGUGUUACAUUCCGUCCAAAUAGCCCAAAUUUAUCCUCUUCCAUGUCAUUCUGAUGGGUUUGCUGGUAAGGGUGUAGUGCGGCACGUUCAAUAUACAAGGUAUAGCAAG
Closterium sp. NIES-67 is the source of this 10522-nucleotide messenger RNA. The record is from the annotation of a GenBank genome assembly. NCBI's taxonomy places the organism in Eukaryota, Viridiplantae, Streptophyta, Zygnematophyceae, Desmidiales, Closteriaceae.